CGCUCGGAGUUCCUCGCUGCAGCCCUCACCAGCUUCCUGGCCGACAAUCGCCUCAUUCUCAUCACUGAUCAUGUGCCCGGCUCUCCCCGGCUGUCUCCGGCUCUGCUGCAGGAAGUUGGACUUUUCCCCGCCUCGCGCUUCCUGACAGCUCCAUCCGCCGCUCCCUUUCCUCAUCUUUUUCUUUUUUUUCCCCCUUUUUUCCCCCCCCUCCCCAGUCUCAGCUCUCGCCUCUCCUCUGCCGGGAGCGUGAGAGCGUGACAGGCGGGCUCGGUGAAGCCCGCAGCCCGGGCGGAGACGCCGGCCAUGGAGGCCCCGGUGCCGGUGGCGGCGGCGGCGGCGGCGGAGGAGGAGGGGGAGGAGGGGCAGCAGCCCAUGCCUCUGCCCACCCUCGGCCCCGCCGUGCCCCCCUACGUGACUCUGGGCCUGACGGUGGUCUACACGGUCUUCUACUCGCUGCUCUUCGCCUUCGUGUACGUGCAGCUGUGGCUCGUGCUGCGGUACCGACACAAGCGCUUCAGCUACCAGACGGUGUUCCUGUUCCUGUGCCUGCUGUGGUCCGCCCUGCGCACCGUGCUCUUCUCCUUCUACUUCAGGAACUUUGUGACGGCCAACACUCUGGGGCCGUUCCCCUUCUGGCUGCUCUACUGCUUCCCCGUCUGCCUGCAGUUCUUCACCCUCAGCCUCAUGAACCUCUACUUUGCACAGGUUGUUUUCAAAGCUAAAUCAAAGUACGCCCCGGAGCUUUUGAGGUACAGGCUGCCACUGUAUCUCCUCUUCCUGUUCAUCAGCCUCCUGUUCUUAGUGGUGAAUUUAGUUUGCGCCCUGCUGGUGAGGAUGUCCUCCGCCGAAGCUCACACCAUCGUCCUCGUGAGGGUCGCCAUCAACGACAGUCUCUUCGUCCUCUGCGCCGUCUCGCUGUCUCUGUGCCUGUACAAGAUCGCCAAGAUGUCUCUGGCCAACAUCUACCUGGAGUCCAAGGGAACCUCGGUGUGCCAGGUGACAGUCAUAGGGGCCAUUGUCAUCCUCCUCUACGCUUCGAGGGCGUGCUACAAUCUGGUCGUCCUGGCGAUGUCAAACAAGAGCAUAAACUCCUUCGAUUACGACUGGUACAACGUUUCAGACCAGGCUGAUUUGCAGUCAACUCUGGGCGACACUGGCUACAUCGUCUUUGGGGUGAUCCUGUUUGUAUGGGAGCUGCUCCCCACUUCCCUGGUGGUGUACUUCUUCAGAGUUCGGCAGCCAAACUUAGACCGGAGCGCCUCUGGACUUCCUGGCCACGUCUUCUCCUCCAGGGCCUAUUUCUUCGACAACCCGCGGCGUUACGAUAGCGAUGAUGACCUGGCGUGGAGCGUCAUGCCUCAGAACAUCCAAGCAAGUCUGGCAGCCGACAGCUACGAGUGGGGGAGCCAAAGCAGCGGCAUCAGCGCCUACAUCGGCGUGGACGACACCUACAACUUCCCACCCGCUGCGGGAGAGCUCAGCCACUACUGAGCGGCGCUCCCGGUGACUCCCGAUCAUCCUGCUGUGACUUUCUUCAUUUGUAUAUUUUUGCACAGUCUCUGUUUGUGACAAAAGGCACAUCGGGAUCAAAGUCACCCUUGACUUCAUGCAUUCAGUUUUGUACUUCGUCUUGGGAAGAAAGGCCUCAUAGUCUUUCCUUCUUGCCAGUAUAUAAAAGCCCAGAGAUGGGGUAUUAAUUUUGCACACACCUUGUACAGAAUUUGAUCUGCUCGUCUGCAUUUUUCCAUUGUAUAGUUUAUAUUGAAUACCGCCUAAUAUAUUUCCUGACCUUUGUGAUAUGUACUGUAUGACUAUUUUAUGUACUGUCUUUGAAUGUAUGUUCUUUUUUUUUGCAUAAAGAUUUGUUUAUAUAGAAGAGAUAUUCAUUUAAUACAAAUUAAAAACCAUUAAAAAAAACUG
Salarias fasciatus (jewelled blenny) is the source of this 1920-nucleotide messenger RNA. It is a transcript of the gene gpr137ba, whose product is annotated as G protein-coupled receptor 137Ba. The transcript has 7 exons. Gene Ontology annotation, cellular component: lysosomal membrane. The coding region runs from base 304 to 1491 and encodes 395 amino acids. Gene Ontology annotation, biological process: positive regulation of TORC1 signaling; negative regulation of bone resorption; regulation of autophagy. NCBI's taxonomy places the organism in Eukaryota, Metazoa, Chordata, Actinopteri, Blenniiformes, Blenniidae. The record is from RefSeq and is a predicted model, not a curated record.